Messenger RNA from Phalaenopsis equestris, 1998 nucleotides. RefSeq names its product pyruvate kinase isozyme G, chloroplastic. Gene Ontology annotation, biological process: glycolytic process. NCBI's taxonomy places the organism in Eukaryota, Viridiplantae, Streptophyta, Magnoliopsida, Asparagales, Orchidaceae. Gene Ontology annotation, cellular component: cytoplasm; chloroplast stroma. The transcript has 12 exons. The record is from RefSeq and is a predicted model, not a curated record. Bases 219 to 1955 code for a protein of 578 amino acids. Gene Ontology annotation, molecular function: pyruvate kinase activity; potassium ion binding; magnesium ion binding.
AAACAAAUAGCCGCAAGGCUCCACUGGCUUCGAUCUCUCGCACUCUCCCCCCUCCUCCCUCCGUCCACAAGUUCUGCGUCCUUCUAUUCGCCUGCCCACAGAAACCGCUCAGCUAAGUACCCGCACCAUUAAAACCAUCAAUCUUCUCUAUAAAAUCUCUUCCUUUUAGCUCUGCCCAUCUUUCAUCUUAUGUUCAGGGAGUUUUUUCUAAUCGAUUAAUGGCAACUUCAGCGGAGAUUGGUAGCAUUCUGUGGGGAAAGCCGCCGGCGGGAAGGGACCACGCUGGUUUGGCUUCCUCCCGACAUGUAAGUCGGUCGCUCCCCGUGACUGGAGGGUGGUCUCGUUCGUCGUCAUCAUUCCGGGCAGGCAUGGUGGUGAGAUCGGAGGGGACGAUGGAGAAAAGCGAGCUGGCUGGAUUGGCUUCUGUCAAUGGGCCGGUGAGUGUGAAUGCAUCUCAUUGUUUGCAGCCAGGUGAGCAAGAGGAAAGCAACAUGGAGGUGUCUACGAAAUUUCGAAGAAAAACAAAGAUUGUGUGCACAAUAGGGCCUUCUACAAGCUCUCGUGAAAUGAUAUGGAAGCUUGCUCAAGAAGGGAUGAAUGUUGCCCGGCUUAAUAUGUCACAUGGAGAUCAUAAAUCACAUCAGAAAAGUAUUGAUUUGGUUAGAGAGUAUAAUGCUAGGUCUGAGGAUAAUGUCAUUGCAAUCAUGUUAGACACCAAGGGACCCGAAGUUAGAAGUGGAGAUGUCCCUCAACCCAUUUUACUUGUGGAAGGUCAGGAGUUCAAUUUCACCAUCAAAAGAGGAGUUAACACUGAGAAUACUGUUAGUGUGAACUAUGAUAACUUCAUAAAUGAUGUGGAUGUUGGAGAUAUUAUAUUGGUUGAUGGUGGGAUGAUGACACUGACUGUCAAGGAAAAAACUGUUGAUGUGGUUAAAUGCAAAGUAAUUGACGGAGGGGAACUUAAAUCGAGACGCCAUUUAAAUGUUCGAGGCAAAAGUGCAACCUUGCCUUCUAUAACAGAAAAGGAUUGGGAAGAUAUCAAAUUUGGGGUGGACAACAAUAUUGACUUCUAUGCAUUAUCAUUUGUAAAAGAUGCAAAAGUUGUUUGUGAAUUGAAAGAUUACCUCAGAAGUUGCAAUGCAGAUAUCCAUGUAAUUGUUAAGAUCGAGAGUGCUGACUCAAUACCCAAUCUCCAGUCUAUUAUAUCUGCUUCUGAUGGGGCAAUGGUCGCUCGCGGUGACCUUGGAGCUGAGCUUCCAAUAGAGGAAGUUCCACUGCUGCAGGAGGAGAUCAUUAGAAGAUGUCGCAGCAUGAAAAAACCUGUAAUUGUUGCAACCAAUAUGUUAGAGAGCAUGAUUAAUCACCCGACUCCAACAAGAGCAGAAAUUUCUGAUAUAGCAAUUGCUGUGCGUGAAGGCACGGAUGCCGUUAUGCUCUCUGGAGAAACAGCUCACGGAAAAUACCCCCUAAAAUCUGUCAAUGUGAUGCAUAAUGUGGCAAUAAAAACCGAAUCAUCGAAGUUAACUAGUAUUUCCCAUUCAAGUCUCGACACCGUCAUCCAAGCCGACGACGGUGAGGAGUUUCGUGAAAGCCAUACGAGUGCGAUGUUUGCAUUGCAUGCGACUACAAUGGCCGACACUCUUGGCACUCCUAUCAUUGUUUUCACCAGAACUGGGUCCAUGGCUGCACUUCUAAGUCAUUAUCGUCCAUCAUCAACUAUUUUUGCAUUUACUAACGACAAAAGGAUUAAGCAGAGGCUGGCACUUUAUCAUGGGGUAUGGCCUAUCUAUAUGAAGUUUUCUGAUGAUGCUGAAGAGACUUUCUCAAGAGCAACAAACUGCUUAUUGGCUCUGGGAUUUCUGAAGAAAGAUGAAUUUGUUACACUUGUUCAGAGUGGAACAAAUACGAUCUGGCGCGAGGAAUCCACGCACCGCAUACAAGUUCGGAAGGUUUGAAGAUGAAGUAUUCCAUAGACAGGCAAUUUAAGUAUUCCAUAGA